AGGCUCGAGAUUUGCUCCUUCUCUGGCUACAAGAUCUACCCCGCCAAGGGUAAGACUUAUGUCCGUCUCGACAGCAGAACUUUCAAAUUCAUCAAUGGCAAGGCCGAGUCCUACUUCCUUCAGCGUCUUAACCCCCGCAAGAUCAGAUGGACCGUCAUCUACCGUCGUUUGAACAAGAAGGGUGUUACCGAGGAAAUCGCUAAGAAGCGCACUCGCCGCACUGUCAAGCACGAACGUGCUAUUGUCGGUGCUUCCUGGGAUGCCAUCCGUGCCAAGCGUAACCAGAAGCCCGAUGCCCGUGCUGCUGCUCGUCAGGCUGCCGUUGCCAAGUCCAAGGAAGCCAAGAAGGCUGCUGCUGCUGCCAAGAAGGCUAGUGGUCCUGCUCAGGGUGCCAAGGUCAGCAAGCAACAGGCCAAGGGUUUCGCUCCCAAGGCCGCUGCCACCUCGCGCUAA
Radiomyces spectabilis is the source of this 453-nucleotide messenger RNA. Its product is annotated as ribosomal protein L24e-domain-containing protein. Gene Ontology annotation, biological process: cytoplasmic translation. The annotation marks the transcript as partial. The record is from RefSeq and is a predicted model, not a curated record. Gene Ontology annotation, cellular component: cytosolic large ribosomal subunit. The transcript has 4 exons. NCBI's taxonomy places the organism in Eukaryota, Fungi, Mucoromycota, Mucoromycetes, Mucorales, Radiomycetaceae. Gene Ontology annotation, molecular function: structural constituent of ribosome; mRNA binding.